AUGCCCUCGACUACUAGUCUGUGCCAAGACGAGGCAUGUCCUCCUUAUAGUCUCAUGGAUGAUUACAGCGAGGGCGCUCACCCACAAAUUCUGGAAGCUCUUCUCCGCACAAAUUCUACACAACAAGUCUCCUAUGGCAACGAUGAUUAUUCCAAUCAAGCCCGGGAACUGAUCCGUCAACACAUCCAUUGCACCGCAGAUGAGGCGGAUAUCUUUUUCGUCCCGAGCGGGACUUCUGCCAACUUGAUCUCUAUCGCGAGUUGUCUUCGUCCCUAUGAGGCCGUGAUUACGCUCGAUUCGGGUCACAUUGCCUGUAAAGAGGCCGGUGCGAUUGAAGCCACCGGCCACAAGCUCAUUCUCGUCCCCGCAGUCGAUGGGAAGAUGACCCCGACCAAUUUGCGCAAGGCGUUCCAGCAAAAUCAAUUCUAUCCACAUAUGGCCAAGCCUCGCUUGCUUUACAUUUCCAAUGCCUCAGAGACGGGGACUGUCUACACGAAGCGCGAAUUGAGCACUCUGUCAGCGCUCUGCCGAGAAUUGAACCUUUUGCUUCUGGUGGACGGAGCUCGAAUGGGCACUGCACUGUGCUCCAAGAAGAAUGAUAUGGCUCUGCGAGACAUCUUCGAGCAUGCCGAUAUCUUCUGGAUUGGUGGCACCAAAGCCGGGGCCUUGAUGGGUGAAGCUAUCGUGGUGAAGAGGGCGCUCGCCGAGGGCUUCGUCUUUCAUCUCAAACAACACGGCGCUUUGCUGGCAAAGGGCCGAAUCAUGGGAAUCCAAUUUGUGGAGUUGUUCCGUGAUAACCUUUUUUUCACGUUGGCCACCCACGCCAACGCCAUGUCCGAGAAAAUCUCGGCCAAUUUUGAAGCUUUGGGCUACAAACUCGCUGCAGAAACACAGACCAACCAGGUCUUUGUGACGCUACCCCCGCGUUUGAUUCGGACGUUGCAGGAGAAGUUUCGAUUCUAUACGUGGGAUCAUCUGGAUGAUGGGCAGGUGGUGGUGAGAAUUGUGACCUCGUGGGCAACGGAUGAGUUGCAGGUGGACCGAUUCAAUGCUUCGGUGCUACAGUGGACGGUAGCAAAUAAGGACAUGAGCAUUGACUAG
Molecule: messenger RNA, 1101 nt
Organism: Penicillium oxalicum
Lineage: Eukaryota; Fungi; Ascomycota; Eurotiomycetes; Eurotiales; Aspergillaceae
Product: threonine aldolase family protein
Exons: 1
Coding region: 1-1101 (366 amino acids)
Biological process (GO): L-threonine catabolic process; glycine biosynthetic process
Cellular component (GO): cytosol
Molecular function (GO): L-allo-threonine aldolase activity
Source: RefSeq, a predicted model, not a curated record